AUGACGGUCAAACGCCGCUCCCACGGACGCAACAAGAAGGGCCGCGGCCACGUGAACCGCGUGCGCUGCGCGUCGACGGGCAAGGCCAUCCCCAAGGACAAGGCCAUCAAGCGCUUCAUCGUGCGCAACAUCGUCGACGCGUCGUCCAUGCGCGACAUCCGCGACGCGAGCGCCUACGAGACCUACGCGCUCCCCAAGAUCUACAUCAAGCAGUACUACUGCAUCGAGGCCGCGGUUCACCAGCGCAUCGUCCGCUCCCGGUCGCGCACGGACCGCCGCAACCGCGACCCGCCGCCGCGCUUCCAGCGCCGUUAG
Molecule: messenger RNA, 315 nt
Organism: Aureococcus anophagefferens
Lineage: Eukaryota; Pelagophyceae; Pelagomonadales; Pelagomonadaceae
Exons: 1
Coding region: 1-315 (104 amino acids)
Biological process (GO): translation
Cellular component (GO): cytosolic small ribosomal subunit; ribosome
Molecular function (GO): mRNA binding; structural constituent of ribosome
Source: RefSeq, a predicted model, not a curated record